Messenger RNA from Pogoniulus pusillus (Red-fronted tinkerbird), 2315 nucleotides. It is a transcript of the gene MAP2K1, whose product is annotated as mitogen-activated protein kinase kinase 1. Gene Ontology annotation, molecular function: protein kinase activity; ATP binding. The record is from RefSeq and is a predicted model, not a curated record. The transcript has 11 exons. The coding region runs from base 324 to 1511 and encodes 395 amino acids. Gene Ontology annotation, biological process: protein phosphorylation. NCBI's taxonomy places the organism in Eukaryota, Metazoa, Chordata, Aves, Piciformes, Lybiidae.
GCGUUGCGCGCAGGCGCAAGCCCGAAGAAGGGCACAUUUUGAGCCCGGGCAGGUUUCUCCGUCGGGAGUUGCUGGGAGGGAGAGAGUGAGCUCGGUGCUGUUUGUCGGGGGAGGCCGGCGCUGGGCGGGAGGAGUGGCGCGGCUGGGGUCUGGUGGUGGCAUCACAGGCACCUGUCCGCUGAGGAGGCUGCUCGCAGCCCGCGGGAGCAUCGGCGGCAAGGGUAGCCCCCAACUUUGCUGCGCCGCAGGAAGUCCCUCGAAUCUGGCCGAAGUGGGGCCGGGGCUUCUCCGUCCGUUACCCUCCGCGCCGUCUGGGGGCGAAAAUGCCGAAGAAGAAGCCCGGGCCGAUUCAACUCAACCCUGCUCCGGAUGGAUCCGCCGUCAACGGGACCAGCUCUGCAGAGACAAAUUUGGAAGCACUUCAGAAGAAGCUGGAAGAACUAGAGUUGGAUGAGCAGCAACGAAAGCGUCUUGAAGCAUUCCUUACCCAGAAACAAAAAGUUGGAGAGCUAAAGGAUGAUGACUUUGAGAAGAUCAGUGAGCUAGGAGCUGGAAAUGGUGGGGUUGUCUUCAAAGUAUCUCACAAGCCUUCUGGUCUCAUAAUGGCAAGAAAGUUAAUUCACCUAGAGAUAAAGCCAGCUAUUCGAAACCAGAUCAUUCGCGAACUGCAAGUUCUACACGAGUGCAACUCUCCCUACAUAGUAGGCUUCUACGGAGCUUUCUACAGUGAUGGAGAAAUCAGCAUUUGCAUGGAACAUAUGGAUGGUGGCUCCUUGGAUCAAGUACUGAAAAAGGCUGGAAGAAUUCCAGAGCAGAUACUGGGCAAAGUUAGCAUUGCGGUAAUAAAAGGACUCACAUAUCUGAGAGAAAAGCAUAAAAUAAUGCACAGAGAUGUUAAACCAUCGAACAUUUUGGUAAACUCUAGAGGUGAAAUCAAGCUUUGUGAUUUUGGUGUCAGUGGACAACUGAUAGAUUCCAUGGCAAACUCUUUUGUUGGCACGCGCUCCUACAUGUCUCCUGAAAGACUACAGGGAACCCAUUAUUCAGUGCAAUCAGACAUAUGGAGUAUGGGGCUGUCGCUGGUAGAAAUGGCUAUUGGCAGGUACCCGAUCCCUCCUCCUGACUCCAAGGAGCUUGAACUGAUGUUUGGCUGCCCUGUAGAGGGAGAUUCUCCAGUCACAGAGACCUCACCCAGGCAAAGAACACCUGGUCGGCCAGUCAGCUCUUACGGACCAGACAGCAGACCCCCAAUGGCAAUCUUUGAACUUCUUGAUUACAUUGUCAAUGAGCCACCUCCGAAGCUGCCCAAUGGUGUUUUUGGUUCUGAAUUUCAAGAUUUUGUUAACAAAUGUUUAAUUAAAAAUCCUGCUGAGAGAGCCGAUUUGAAGCAGCUGAUGAUUCAUGCUUUCAUUAAGAGAUCUGAAGCGGAGGAGGUGGAUUUUGCGGGGUGGCUUUGUUCAACCAUAGGCCUUAACCAACCGAGUACACCCACGCAUGCUGCUGGAGUCUGAGCGUGGAAGUGCAAAUCCUGUACUGUACAUCUGUUAACAACAAUGCUAUUUUGGUCCUCUUCCCUCAGCUUGUACCUGUUCAAACACGUAUCUCACCUCCUAAGGAAGAAUGUCUUUCUAGCAUGUGCCAAAUGGUUUUAAACUUUGUCAUAAAAAUAAUUGGUAUUGUAUUGGAUGACGUUCGUUUACUGACCAAAAACGUUACAGUGCUUGCUGAUUUUAAGUGAUUAUGGAUAUUCUUUCUUAAUGAAAAUAUCUCUGGGGGUGAGGGGAGUCUUCACCUCCAGCUUGUUUGAACUUUUCUCAAGAUUCUUUGUAAAUCGUUGGUACUUCAAUCAUGCUUAACCUAAUCUCCCCUGCAGAAAGGGUUAGGGAUGCUCCAAAACUCUUCUCUGUCGAGCAUGCUUUUGCUGCUGCCAAACUGUAUCUGAAAGCCAGGCCUGGUGGUUCCAGUCUUGCUGUUAUUUAGAGAUCACUCUUUCCAGGUGAAGAAGGCAAGAGCUCUGCACUUCUUGGAAUGUCCAGGGCAAUGUUCUAAUUGUAGACUUGUUCAUAUUUCUAUAUUUAUUUUUAAAACAUAUCAUACUUGGAUUUAGUGAUGUUUGUCUUUCUAAUUGCUUUUUAAAAGCUAGUUCUUGGAAGUGUCCUACAGAAUCGAGACACAGAUCCAGGCAGUUUGCUUUCUUUUAACCUAAAGAUUCAUGACAACCGUGUUUAAUGUCUAAAGUGUAUGAAGACUCUCUGUUGGUUUUUUUCUCUCAGAUGUUUAGCAAUGGAUUCUCUUAAUAAAUAUAUUAUCAAGUA